ACACACACACACACAGACACACACACACACAGACACACACACACACACACACACACACACACACACACACACACACACACACACACACACACACACACACACACACACACACACACACACACACACACACAAGCCCCGCCCAUCUCCACCUGGAGCCGGGAGGCCUCGAGCGUCCCUGGAAACAGUAAGAGAGAGCCAAACUUAGCACGCGGAGGAGAGGACGGCGGAAAGCAGGAUGGAGGAGUCAGACCUGCUGAGAGAGAGGCUGCAGGCCAUCACUGAGAAGCAUCGUAUUCAGGAGGACAUCAGACGGAAGAAAGAGGAGCUGGACCGAGAGAAACUCAAACUGCAGCAUCUCAAGAAAAAGUCUCUGAGGGAGCAGUGGCUGCUGCAGGGAGCAGUUACCCACAAUGCAAUACACUCUCCACAACGACAACAUCAUCAACAAGAGAGCGCCACGCGUGACCAACAGGAGACCAAAACUCUGCAGCUCAACAUACACAGGAUAGAGAUGGACGUUCUCUCUCUGGAGAGGGAGGAGUCUAUCGUCUCCACCAAUGAGAGCUUAAUCCUCAACCGACUGAAGGCUGUGGAGAGGAGUUCAGAGGACAUCAUUAGGGAGGCUCAGGACAGCUUUGUUUUUGCGCCCCCUCAGGUCACCACAGUGUUCCCAGAGGUCCAAGAAUGCCCCUCUCCUCCAGCCAGCCAACACCAUGAACCAAUUACAUCAAGACAGACUCUGUUUGCCAUGGAGAUCAACGUGACUAAAAACCUGCUGACAGGAGAGAGUAAAGUUCUGUCCACUGCAACGAUUCCUGCUGACGAGUUACACCAACACACCGGACUCAAGGUUUACGAUGACGGCAGGAAGUGUGUCUACGCACUCAAUUCACAAGAGCAUUCACAUGAUCGAAGCUGUGCCUCCGAACUCUCAGCCAAUGAGGUGGAGCAGCUGCUGAGGAGCGCCACAGUGCAUCGCAAAGAAAACCACCAGAACUACUGUGAACCUCGCAGCACGAGGAAGGAGCUGUACUUUUAUAAUCAUAUUAAUGAGAGAGAAGGAGGGGGGGACUGUGACAUCAUAAACAAGGGAGAUAACAAUGGUGACCAUCACCUCAGAAAUGGCCGAAUGGAGACAGACUACGGAUGGCAGAGAAAAGCGAGUGCAGAUAAUCGGGAAAACCAUUACAGAGGACAGGAAAAGAAAAAAAAACAGAGCAACCUGAGGGAAGGUCAUCGCCAUGAAAACCGAAGUGGGUUUGGUCAUUACUAUGGCAACCAGAAAUGCCGUGAAUACAGUUCCUAUGAGGUGAGGAACUGCCACACUAUUCAAGGAGAUCAGCCCCAUUGCUGCUACACCAGCUGCAUCACCAGGAGUAACAGCAAGGUACAUGGAGAUAGAACCAAUGGCUGCCCUCUUCCCAGAUCGCAUAACCAGGAAGCAGUGUCUGCUUAUCAACCACAGCUCUGCUACACCCCAGCCAAUCAUAUCCCUCUUAGUGAUUACAUCAGUGUGGGUGAAGAGAAUCUUUACUGCUCGAGCCAACGUUCCGAUCACAAUGGAAACCAUCCCACUGCUCUGUACAGUGGCCCCGCCCCCACUGACAGACUGCCCUCCCCCCUCUUCGAGGACAAUGCCCCUUACACCAUCCUCAAUGCUGUCAACACCACCGAGCCAAUCACAGCCAUCUUCAUGGGCUUCCAGACGGCGCAGGACGACAGGGGGCUGGGUCAUGAGUUUGAGGGUUCUCUGAAGGCAGAGCUGGUCAUCAUUGAGGACAGCGAAGACGUUGGUGAAGACAACAACACAAAGGAGAACAACAAUGCUGGUCCAACAACGGACAACAAUUAUCAAAAUGAAAGAUCAACCACUGGAAACCUGAAACAUACGCCGAGACCAGUGGGACCAGGUGCGUGUUUGCAGGUAAAGAGGGUGGACCGAGGUCUUCCGCUGUAAUCCCUGACUGACCACACACAUCAGUUCUUCAUCAUCAUCAUCUUCCUCUCUGCUGCCCUUAUACAUCACUUUCAUCCGUUCAAACCUGUUACUGAUCCUCUGACUUUAAACUAUCGCUGUGAUGAGCUAGAAGAGUAUUUCAGCACUCAAGAUUAGACUCAGCCCUGUGUCUUUACCUGCUUUAGAAAAGGAUGUGAGUCAGCAUUUCAGACUAGACUAGACCCACCUCUACCGUAGUCUCCCUUAAAACAGAUUAUUGUAACAUUACAACAGAUCAUAAUGUAUCUAUACAGAGGUUCAGGUGGACCUCCACGCUGACCUGAACAGACUCACCUUGUCGUCAGUAGAAUCACUGAAAACAAAACUCCUCUCAUGCUGCCUCUGAUUCACCUGUUGAUAACCAAGCUAAAGCUUUAAAUAACAUCAGUGUGAAAUAUCCACAAAGGAAAGGAAACACACAGAGCAUGUUUCAGGAGUCUCACACUUUAUUAAAGAGCUCAUCAGGACACCUUUCAUUUGGCAAUAAUACAUGAUCAAACUCAAGGCCAACAAACUAAGAUCAAACAGAAGCAGGAUAAAUGAGCAGAAAGAGUAAAAUAAGAUUACCAUAUACAGA
This is a messenger RNA of Labrus mixtus (cuckoo wrasse), 2573 nucleotides long. Its product is annotated as palmdelphin-like. Gene Ontology annotation, biological process: regulation of cell shape. The coding region runs from base 236 to 1957 and encodes 573 amino acids. The transcript is spliced from 10 exons. Lineage: Eukaryota; Metazoa; Chordata; Actinopteri; Labriformes; Labridae. The record is from RefSeq and is a predicted model, not a curated record. Gene Ontology annotation, cellular component: membrane; cytoplasm.